AACUUUCAUGGUACAAUGCUGUCAAAAAUAGAGGAAAGCCGGUGGAGAAGGUAAAAGUUGGGAAAUCCCUCCACCGCUAACGUAGUAGGAAGGAACACGAUAAUAGAUAGAGUCGUGAAAAAAACACAGAAUGGAGCUCAUGCGAACUGUGUACCCAACCACCGCUGUUCCUCUUCCUCUUUCAAACCUUCCCGUUAGGACCAAUUUCGCCGUUCGGUGUUCCAACGUUCACUCGCAACCGCAGCUCGACUCGCGCAAGUUGCAGUUAGUUCUUGCAGUGAAGGAAAAGCUUGAAAAAGAACAUCAUAGUCUCCCUGUUGGCAGAAAUGGAAGGGAUGACGAAGAUAUGAUACUGUGGUUUCUCAAAGAUCGCAAGUUUUCUGUUGAUGAUGCUAUUUACAAGUUGACUAAAGCCAUUAAAUGGCGUCAAGAUUUUGAGGUGUCUAAAUUAACUGAAGAAGUCGUGAAAGAUGCUCUUCAAACUGGAAAAGGAUAUGUACAUGACUUUCUAGAUAUCAAUGGCCAACCCGUGCUCGUGGUGGUUGGAUCAAAGCAUAUUCCUCAAGCACUGGACCCUGCAGACGACGAGAGGCUCUGUGUUUUCUUAAUUGAGAAGGCAUUGAGUAAGUUUCCAACUGGGAAAGAACAAAUACUUACAAUAGUUGAUCUCAGAGGUUUCAGUACAGAAAAUGCUGAUCUUAAAUUCUUGACAUUCUUGUUCGAUAUAUUCUACUAUUACUAUCCCAAGCGAUUGGCUCAAGUCCUAUUUGUAGAUGCACCUUUUGUUUUUAAGCCAAUUUGGCAGCUAGUCAAGCCCAUGUUAAAAUCAUAUGCUUCUCUGGUGAGAUUUUGCUCUGCAGAGACUGUUAGGAAGGAAUAUUUCACAGACGAAACUUUGCCACCAAGCUUCAGAGAUUGAAAGUUGGAUUAUAUAAAAAACUGCAGCAAACUUUACAAACACACUCUUAUUUAGCAUGUCUUGGAGUUUGAAAGACCAAUAUGUGGAUCUGACGACAGCAACUCAACAUUUAUUUAGCUGAAAAAAAUAGCUUCUUACUUAAUAUUCAGUUGAGAGGAACAUUAGAAGAACAGUGCUGAUAUAAGCACCCUAUUCCCUAGUUCUUGGAGAUUGGGAUUUGUGUUAAGAGAGGACAUAGUGCUCAGCUCCUGUUGGGAAGAAUACCAUCUGGACGUAAUACUGAAGAGACAAGUUCAUAUUCCGAGAAGACUGGUCUUGUGUUUUCCAUGCGAGGAGCAAAAUUUCAUAUUCAGUUUAUUGCUUCCGUUUUGGCAUUUCAUCUUAAUAUGCUUACCAAUAUCUAUUGUACAAGCGGUACAAACUAAUGUUUUAAAUGCAUGGUAUAAUUUUUUUUUCAGUCA
This is a messenger RNA of Glycine soja, 1380 nucleotides long. RefSeq names its product phosphatidylinositol transfer protein CSR1-like. The transcript is spliced from 6 exons. Lineage: Eukaryota; Viridiplantae; Streptophyta; Magnoliopsida; Fabales; Fabaceae. The record is from RefSeq and is a predicted model, not a curated record. Bases 131 to 919 code for a protein of 262 amino acids.